Messenger RNA from Podospora anserina S mat+, 2688 nucleotides. RefSeq lists its product as uncharacterized. NCBI's taxonomy places the organism in Eukaryota, Fungi, Ascomycota, Sordariomycetes, Sordariales, Podosporaceae. Gene Ontology annotation, molecular function: RNA polymerase II cis-regulatory region sequence-specific DNA binding; DNA-binding transcription factor activity, RNA polymerase II-specific; zinc ion binding. The record is from RefSeq and is a predicted model, not a curated record. Gene Ontology annotation, biological process: DNA-templated transcription; regulation of transcription by RNA polymerase II. Bases 1 to 2688 code for a protein of 895 amino acids. The transcript has 2 exons. Gene Ontology annotation, cellular component: chromatin.
AUGCCCGAGCACCGGGAACCGUCCCCUUGGGCAUCAUCGGCCACGGACAGCACUUAUUCGACACCGGUAUCGGAAUCACUGGGAAAUGCACAGCCAUGGGGGUGCUCAAACCACCUUCUCUCCCCAUAUCCUAAUCCGGCUUCUCGAGUCAGCCCCGGGCCUGGACUUGGAGGUUUCAUUCACCCGAAUCCCUACUCCUCCAACCCCCACAGCACACAGACCUAUUCGGCCGGAACAAUCUUCCCAAAUACUAUGGGCUUUAGCGGUCAAGACGUCAGCAACCAUCAGGCCUCCGGACUGAGCAACAUGCACGGGAACACAAUGGCCGGCGGCUUUCGAGGCCUCACCCCAGAGCCGCGCACCUCGGCUCAAGCAAGUGGCGGUUUGAUCACACCCGCCCCCGUCCUUUCCACUGGCAUUGACCCUUCGCUCGGAAUGCUUCGUCAGAAGCAGGGGUUUAUGGACACACGAUUAGGUGCCCAAACCGCCAUGAUGACUGAUAUGAGCGUUGGAUAUGCUGCGAGUGGUGAUGUGAGCCCGGGUGGCGAGAUAACAGGGUUGAACUUGGAGUUGGGGAGCAAGUAUGCCAUGCACUCCUCCAUGCCACCGUCCAUGAACAUCCCCCUUCCGGCCGCCAUCAGGACUGCUAUUCCUGGCUAUCUUGAUGUCUAUUGGGAGAAGGUACACCCUGUGCUUCCAAUUGUGCAUCGGCAGUCAUUUGAAGCCGAGCCGGAAGAUGUGCUGAGGUGUGCCAUGGCAGCCGUAGCCACCCAGCAUCUCGACACCAAGGAGGACCGCAACCGGGGGAACCAGCUUCACGAGCACGCGUGGCAAGAGGCGAAGCGAGCAGCCAAAUGGAGCCUGCAAAUCAAGCAGACGAUUCUUCUCUGCGAGUACUUUGCGCGCUUCCGAGGCCGAAAGCCGGUUACCAAGCCCUCAGACCUGUUCAGGCAUCUCCACCAGAGGGUGAGUACUGAGCAGUCCAUUACUGCACCGCUGUCUUUCUCUCUUAUGGAGGAUUCUGUUUCUUGGUUCUUCGACACCAGCGCCUGGUCUCCAACAUCCUCCCCCGUUUCCUCUGUCUCUUCCUUUGAUUCCAUCACGCCGGCUACCAUUGCCACCACCACUCCCAUGGUUCUCAGGCACCUGAGCCCCUUCUCGAACACAUCAUGGCCACAGGCCAUUGUCCCUUCAUCUUAUGUUUCUCCUGGGUCCUCCUACACGGAUCCUUCUUCUUUCACGCAUCAUUCUCGUUCCAACACCUCUCCUUCUCCUGCUCGUUCGCGAGAAAUCUCUCGGAUCUGGUCUUUUCUCUUUUCUCCCGAACGAUACGACUCUGUACCGGCGACGGGGAAUUCUCUUUCAUUUUCGACUCUUUCUCAGAGCUCUGCGCAGGCGUACUCACAAUUUGUCUCCGACACACAGGCCCUUUGUCCCGACUCCGGCAUGCUCGAUCAAGCUAUGCUCAGUUCGGACCAGCACUUGGUCAACGACCACGAGAGGUGGAAGCGCUGGGUUGAAGCCGAGUCCUGCCGUCGGCUUCUCGCAGCUUGCUUCAUUUGCGAUGGUCAUACAUCGAUCUACCAGCAGCAUGGGCGCGUUCUGGAUGGCAAUGAAAGCCUCCCGUUGUUCGGCAACAGUGAGAAGCUUUGGGGAGCCUCCACGGCAGAGGAGUGGCACGCCCUACAGGCUUGCGACCCGGUCUCUGCCCACGCUGCCGCCCAGCCAGCUUGCGUCUCCGACAUUGAAAGCCUCACCCCAGAAUACAUUGAAGCUUGCGGCCGGGCAGAUCGCAUGGUCAUUCUUGGCCUAUGCGCUCUGCGUCUGCCUCGACGGCCGGCGUCAUCAUCCACAGUUGCCCUUUCAGCCGACAACUCUCCCGCCCCGGACUUUGAUUCAAGCCAGCAAGCACGUCUCCAGCAGCAACCCCAGGACAUGGAAGCCGAGCAGCGCAUCCAGCGGCUUUUCCGAACCUGCCCCAUCGCCAACACCUACCUCGCCCUAAACCACACGCCCCUUCGUGAUCUCCUGGCCGUCAGCGGCGACUCUUGGGCCUACGCCCAGAAGGUCCUUCCUGCUACCAUCUUCCAGGAACACGUCAGGCGAGUCAGGCAGUGGGCUGGCGGCAGCCUUCCGGGCCUCAACAUUCUCAAAGCCACCCUCUUUGCCUCGCGUGCCCUGCUCGGGUUUCUGGACAGUAAUCGCAGGAAUGUGUCUGAAGACAGCGGCAGCAGCAGCUCAGCUGCAUCGUCAAGGGUGGCAGAUAUAUCCGACUACUGGGCCCUCCACGUCUGCGUGCUCGUCUGCUGGGCGUUUAACCACGGUCUGCGGAACAGCAGCAAGGGCCAGCAGCAGCAACAAGCGCAAGUGCACCCCCGGCAACGAAGCAGCAGUGGCGGGCCCAGCGGUGGAAGCAGUCCUGCCUCGAGAACGAGCGGGCUGUCGACCGCGUCCACGCUGAACAGCUCUGAUGAUGAGCCGAUCCGCUGGCUGCGCAGGGUGGCUGAGUGCAGCCGUCUGGAGGACGUCUUAAGGUUCCGGGCCCAUCGCGAGGCGGCGGGCGUGGUUGGGCUUGUGAGGCGCCGGAUGGAGAGUGACUGUGUCGGCAGUCGGAAUAAGCUGUAUGUGGACGCCAUGGGAGUGUUGACCAAGAUUGAGGAGAGUGCUGCUAUCAGGAGGUGGUUCUAG